AUGGCGUCGAGUGUGCGUCAGAUUUGCGAACGCAGUUUCGAGGUCCGGGACCAUAUUGAUGGGAGGGCAGUGACGACCACCAGCCUUCAGAAUUUGCCUGAGCUUCUAGACCCAGCCGUCGCGGAUUUCUUCGCAGGUCCGUGGUUCUCAUCUCUAUUGGCGUUGCAGGAGACUAUCAUGAGAGGAAGGAUGCCAUCCCACUCUCACAACAGCCAGAAUCUCUCAUAUCUCUAUCAACUACCACAUGGUCAGCGAGCAAAGACGAAGAAUGACAUCUAUCGUAUACAAGAGCAGAUCAUGGAGGCCGGGUUCUACUAUCUCUAUUCCACAAAACCCCAUUUUCCAGCCAGACGUUUCUUCACACGGUGGAUCAGAUGCCACCAAUACCUGGUGUAUCAUCUCCCAGCAGUCCAUUGUGCCGCCUGCUCUAAUGAUCUUGAAAAACCCAAGACAGUGCUAAAUACAUCAUCCAAAAAGGUUCAAAAGAAAGAUGAGAAGAAGGACAAUAAUCAGGAUAAUACCAUUGUCCUGGGUGUGAAAUGCUGCUCCAUCCGAGCCUGGGUCACCACCCUUGAGGAAUUCAGGAGGGUCGAUGGUUUCUAG
Molecule: messenger RNA, 603 nt
Organism: Coccidioides immitis RS
Lineage: Eukaryota; Fungi; Ascomycota; Eurotiomycetes; Onygenales; Onygenaceae
Exons: 2
Coding region: 1-603 (200 amino acids)
Source: RefSeq, a predicted model, not a curated record